AUGGCUUUUGAGGCGUUUUCGGUUUAUGAAAGAAUGGGGGAAGAUGGGUUUGAAUUAGGGGUGAUGGACUAUAGGAACUUGGUGAAUGGGUUGUGUAAGAAUGGGUUUGUGAGAGGAGCGGAAAUGUUUGUUUCAAGGGUUGUGAAGGUCGGGUUUGGGUUGGAUGUUUAUUUUUGUAGUUCUUUGGUUUUGGGGUAUUGUAGGAGAGGUGAGAUGAAAGAGGCGUUUCAGGAGUUUGAUGUUUUGUGUGAGAGAGAUGGGUGUGGUGUAAAUGAAGUGACUUUUACGGUUUUGAUUCAUGGGUUGUGUGAAAGAGGGAAAGUAAGUGAAGCGUUUAGGUUGAAGGAAGUAAUGGGUGAGUUUGGAUGCCGGGCUAGUAUACGGACGUAUAGUGUACUUAUUAAAGCAAUGUGCGAUGCGGGGUUGAUUGAUAAGGCUAUGUGUUUGCUUGAUGAGAUGAUGAAUAAUCAAAAUGAUCCGAAUGGUCAUACUUUUACAAUAUUGAUUGAUGGAUUAUGUAAAACAGGCAGGAUUGAGGAGGCUAAUGGGAUGUUUAGGAAGAUGAUGAAAAAUGGAUUGAUUCCAGGUACAGUUACUUUUAACGCGCUGAUUAAUGGUUACUGCAAAGAUGGAAGGGUUGUCACAGCUUUUGACCUACUCGCCAUGAUGGAAAAAAGAAACAGUAGGCCAAAUAUUCGUACAUACAAUGAACUUAUGGGAGGAUUGUGUAGGAUUGGUAAGCCUUACAAAGCUAUGGCAUUAUUAAGAAAGAUAAUUGAUAACGGUUUGUGGCCCGAGACCCUAACUUAUAACAUAUUGGUUGAUGGGUUCUGCAGGGAAGGCCAACUUGAUAUGGCUUUUAGGUUACUAAAGUCAAUGGAUAGACUUAACCUUAAAUCAGAUGGAUUUGCUUAUACGACAGUUAUUGAUUGGCUUUCCAAAGAAGGAAAACUGGAUCAAGCAAAUGGAAUAUUGGGUCUAAUGAUGAAGAAGGGAAUAGAUCCUGAUGAAGUCACAUUUACUGCUCUUAUUGACGGGUGCUGCAAGAAUGGUAAAACAGAAACUGCAGUUAUGAUUCUCAAUGAAAUCAUCCGGUCAACAAAUUUUUCUUUGACGGGUCCUCACAUGUUCAACUCUCUAAUUGAUGCUUUUGGUAAAGAUAUGAAAUUGGGUCAAGGAAAUGCAAUGUUAGGUAAGAUGUUGAAGCAUGGCAUUACUCCUUCUGUGGUGACCUACACUAUAUUGAUUGAUGGGUUCUGUCGAACAGGUGAUAUUAACCGAUCUUUAGAAGUUUUUGAGUUAAUGAAGGGUUGUAAUUGCCCCCCAAACGUGUUCACAUACACAGUUUUGAUUAAUGGGUAUUGUCAAAAUGGCAGAGUGGAAGAAGCAGAGAAGCUUCUUCAAACCAUGAAGAAUACGGGUGUAUCUCCAAAUGUAAUUACAUAUACCAUACUGAUUAAAACGUAUGUUAAAUCAGGUGAUUUGAAACACGGGUUUGAAAUCUUGAAUGAUAUGGUAAAAGAUAAGUGUCAACCAAAUCAUGAAACUUUUUCAGCAUUACUUGAAGGAUUAAUUCUCUCUAAAAGUGUUAACAAUGGUUCUUUUACUGUGUUUAAAAAUAUGGGUUAUACUCAUGCUGCUGAAUUCCUUCAAAAAUCUGGGGAUAGUGGUGUUGGGGAAUCAGAUCUUUAUAAUUUCUUGAUAACGGGAUUGUAUAAAGUGGGACGAAUACAUGAAGGCGAUGAAUUAGCUCAAGAAAUGGUGAAAAAUGGCUACUUUCCGGAUAUCUCUGUGUGUUCUCAGAUCCUGGAACAUUUGUGUAGGGUUGGGAAAUUUGACCAGUGUGUACUGAUGAUGAAAGAGAUGUUUGAUCAUGGACUUAUGCCAUCUUUUGCGUCAUAUUGUUCAUUAGUUCAUGGUUUUCAAAAGGAAGGAAAGGUUCAGGAAGUUCAAAGUUUGAUGUCUGAUCUUUUGUGCAAAGCUUGUGUUGAAGACCGAGAUGGAGUGCCAGCGUACAUGAAGUUUUUGGUAGAUUUUGAUGAACAUGAUGAAUGCCUCGAGCUUCUUAGAGUUGUUGAAGAACGGAACCAUCAAGGGAGACUUGUAAUCUAGUGGGAAUGGUGGCCACCCAAUGUGAGUAUAUUCUUUUACUUAAAUUUAACCGUCACACACUUCAAACGUAGAAUUGUGAAUGUUUCUCUAACAUGGAAAUGUUGGUUUCACUGAUGUGUAUUUGGAAGUGUAGAAAAACUUGUAUGUCUGCACUCUUUC
Molecule: messenger RNA, 2271 nt
Organism: Erigeron canadensis
Lineage: Eukaryota; Viridiplantae; Streptophyta; Magnoliopsida; Asterales; Asteraceae
Product: pentatricopeptide repeat-containing protein At3g07290, mitochondrial
Exons: 1
Coding region: 1-2112 (703 amino acids)
Molecular function (GO): protein binding
Source: RefSeq, a predicted model, not a curated record